Molecule: messenger RNA, 1558 nt
Organism: Saccostrea cuccullata (small rock oyster)
Lineage: Eukaryota; Metazoa; Mollusca; Bivalvia; Ostreida; Ostreidae
Product: metabotropic glutamate receptor 6-like
Exons: 8
Coding region: 517-1362 (281 amino acids)
Biological process (GO): G protein-coupled glutamate receptor signaling pathway; regulation of synaptic transmission, glutamatergic
Cellular component (GO): plasma membrane
Molecular function (GO): adenylate cyclase inhibiting G protein-coupled glutamate receptor activity
Source: RefSeq, a predicted model, not a curated record
AAUACCAAGGAAAAGUAACUAUUUCAAUAUACAACAUGCAAAAAAUGAAAUAAAUGGAUCUGGCAAGGCGAGUAGGAUAUCUUGCUUUUUAUACAUUAGCAAUUAGAUCGAUUUGUUGUGAUAAAACUGGACAAACAUCUUCAUAUUCCCGGAGACUUUACUCUGGGUGGACUUUACGCUGUUCAUUUCACAAACAACGAUAGAUGCGAUAUCAAAAUUGACCCCAAUAACGGAAUACAUCUUUUAGAUGCCACGGUACUCGCUUUAUCGGAAGUCAAUGUUUACUUAAAGCAAAAAGGAAUAACUCUUGGUUUGUUAGCAUAUGAUACUUGCUACAACAUUAACCCGUCAUUAGAAUUCUCGUUAGAAUUUGCUCAGCAAAGUUUUUACACGAAACACGAGGAGAUUGGAUACAAUAAUUGUACGACAGAGACAUCCAGACGGGUGAUAGGAGUCAUUGGCCCAGUGACCAGUAGGGAGACACAAUACGUGGCUAGCUUGCUAAGUCUCUUUAAAAUGCCACAGAUUAGUGCUACGGCUACUUCAUCAGUCCUUAAUGACCGACAAAAAUACAAGUACUUCAAACGAACAGUACCGUCGGACACGUACCAGGCCAAGGGAAUUGUCAAGCUUCUAAGAGCUUAUGGGUGGGAGUAUGUUAGUAUCCUGUAUGAAGAUUCCAGCUAUGGCAGAUAUGGUUACAUAGACGUCAAAACCUUUGCACGACUGGAUAAUGUAUGCAUUGGUUAUGAAAAGCAAACAUCAGAAGAAAUGACAGAUUUAGAGAUAAAAGAGCUUGUACGAGACCUAAAAAUAAGAAGAAAUUCCAAAGGAAAAAUUGUAGUAGUACUCUUUAUGUUGUAUCAGCAUGCAUACAGAAUUAUCCGUCAAAUUCAUGACAUGCGCAGUAAAGGCUUCAUUUGGAUCGGAAGUGACGGAUUAACCGGGCGCCAUCCCCCAGAUGGACUAGAAAAUAUCAUGGAGGGAGCAAUUGGAUUAACUCUUGAAACUUCUGAAUAUCCAGGAUAUCUCCAAUACGUCAAUACCCAAAGGAUAAGCACAAAUCCGAAUCCGUGGUAUUCAGAAUUCCUACAACAAUAUUUCCCAAACUGCACAAUGGAAAGCUGUGCCUGGAUAAAUAAUACUGGUAUCCCGUAUAUCAUCAAUGUCCGAGAUGCUGUUUAUGCGUUUGGUGAAGCCAUUCUAAACAUUCAUUCAGACAUGUGCCAAAAUCAUACUGGUGUAUGUAAAGAAGUCAUAGAUAAAUUAACAGGAGAUCUAUUGUUAGAAUACCUCGAGAAGAUCAAAAACCCUUUGAACACUUCAUUCAAUUUCGUUCAUGGCGUUGAAGGACAACCUUGAUACAGUAUACUACAGUACAAAGAAAAAGGCAAUCACUUUGAAUGGACUGAAAUAGGAAAAUUUGUAGGAGAAGACUUGAUCCUCAACACUUUUAAGAUGCAGGCGGCGUGUUCUGUGGAUUGUCUUCCUGGCUACAUCAAAAGAAUAACAGAUAUCUGUUGUUGGGACUGUACACCCUGUCCUACAGGAUCCAUCA